Messenger RNA from Rotaria sordida, 160 nucleotides. The record is from the annotation of a GenBank genome assembly. Lineage: Eukaryota; Metazoa; Rotifera; Eurotatoria; Philodinida; Philodinidae.
UGUUGUACACGUUUGGUUUCAACAUACUCGAGCUAGAGAAAGAAAAGGUGAUAUCAAAUUUGAUCCAAAUUCAAAUCUAAAUGGUUCACUUAUUAAUAAAAUACGUCUUCAUUGUUCAUUAACAUUUGAAUUAAAAUCAACAUUUGAAAAUCUUUUAUGA